AAACACCAAAGAAAAACGAUGAACAAGCUAUGAGUACAGCGGACACAGCGCUGUCGAUUUCGAUCAAAAUGGCCCCAGGGCCGGAACAUCGUCAAGAACCGGUAGCACCCGAUAAAACUGCUGAAAAUCGUAAUGACGUCUCUAACGAAAGAGAUGCAGAAAAUUUAGUAACAAGUGCGGAGACUAUUAGUAACCAGAGUUCAAGUGUUGAAAGUGCUUCAACGAACACCGAUUCCAAUACAGAUCCUGUGAAUCAAAGUGCAACGACAUCUGUCACGUCUGAUAAUAAGCAGGAAGAACCAGCCACUUUGUCCACGUUAAAUGAGGGUGAAUUACGUGCGUUAUUGGAUGAAGCUAUAACAUAUAAGUGUCCCAAAGAUCGUGAAGGAAAAUCCAGUCUUUUUAAAGAACUAUUGCAAGAAGCAGAGGCCGAUGAAACUGAAGAGGGUCGUAGGAUAAUAACUAAUUCACGUUGUCUGCCUGGAUCCAAUCGUAGAAGACAUAAAAGGGACUCUGUGUCUGAAAGACUCACGCACGGAGGAUCGUUACAAAAUUUGGCACAACCUAUUGCUUCGGAAUUUGAUAGCAGUUUUGCUUAUUUGACAUCUGGUUCCAGCCACACUUACGGAGGGAGUAGAAGAAAAAAUAAAAAAUAUACAGGACCCAGUGUAUCUGCUAGGCAAAGGGAAGGUGGUUCAUUACCCUCAAAUGUAAAUGCAUCUCACAGUCUUGCUUCAUUGGCUAAUUUAGAUUUAUUAUUUGAUAAAAAGAAGGGUUUCUGUGAAGAAAGGACAGUAUAUGACUGGACCAAUAAAGAGAAAUCCAAAUCCUUAGACAAACCAUCAUACACUAGCACAAAAAAAGAGGAGAAGGAAAAAGACAAAAAAGAUACAAAGAAAGAUCUGUGCGAAACCGAACUUGAAGUACGUGAGAAAAGAGGUAACAAAGGAAAAUACGGGACAAAUGAAAUGCUUGAAUCAGAUAAUCCACCGCCAGAGUAUAAGUCAGAUUACAUGGUGAUCGAUUUAGGUGAUGCUGAGGUGGGUACUAUUAGUGAAAGGAAUGUGGGAUCCAUAAUAAGUGGGGUUCAGAGACCUCACUCUUUGGAUACAGAAGAUGACGAAGGAACUGAAAUGAAAAUUAUAGAACCACGUAGACCUCAAUAUAUAUCACGUACUACUUUUGAUAUAGCUCAAACUCCUGUGGAUACUACCAUAGAUUUUUCUCUCCGAGAGCACAGUGGAAAACAAGAUAAAUCGAAAAUAUCUGUCAAUGGUACAGAGGUAACUGGAGCCCUCUCUUUUCAAACUUUUAAUAGUGUGAAAUGUGGUAUUGGUGGAACUUCGAACAGUUCUAGUGCUAGUCAGGGUAAAGUAGUUCCGAGUUUAUGCUCCAUGAUGUCUGCGUCCUUGCAAACCCAGAAUAUCACAAUGGAAGGUUCCAGGUAUACAGCACACACUACAACGUCCGGGGAGAAGAAAUCUUUGGAUGAAAAUGGGAACGCGGUGCAAAAUUACAACGGGGAACGAAAAAAACCUCGAAGAAAACAUACGCAGGAACCGAAUUUUGUUGUUUAUAACUCUGAAACUAUCGUAGGCCAUCGCAAUGAAGAGAACAUUGACAAUAUAAUUAAUUUUAUUGAAAAUAAGGAAUCCAAAAGUAAAAAAGGAAAACCAGGUAAUCCAGUGAGAGUAAAAACUAAUUCUGGUGCAAAACCAAGGAGUAGACAGAAAGAUACCAAGAAGGAACAGCUGCCUGCCAAGUUACAGAAAUCCAAUUCUCUCGAAGAGAUAUCCAAGACUAAACUUGAAGAUCUAACAACGGAAAAGAGUGUCAGUUCUAGUGGUGCUAGUAGUUUGUCGAGUCAACACGGUACAAUCAAUGUUGCUUUGCGUCGUGCGAAACAGAGAAGCACGGGGGACACAGCUAUCGAUAGUCGCGGUGAUAGACGAUCCUGGGGAACCGAAGAAGGCCAAUCUAUAUAUUGCAACGAUACUGGAGAUGAUUAUGCUAGUCGCCGAAACUCCAAUAAAACAAUCAAUCCAGACCCCGAGCACGAAACAGAGUUUCUGGUAGUUACGAAAAAGAAGAAAAGUAAAAAGCAAAGAAGAAGUUCCAGCGGUAGUACAGCACAAAACUUAACGACGUCCGGAUCUUACCUCCAGAACUCAAGAGGAUUCUCUAACGAAUAUAGAACACCACUCUCAUCCGAAUGUAGAAGAAAAUCAGCAAGCAGUAUGCCGCCAAGCGAUAAAUCGGAUAGCAGUGACUCAGACUCUGUCCAUUCAUUGCCAGUCACAUCUAAUACGUCCAAACACAACUUAUCAAAAAUAGCUACCUCAUCGGGCGGAACGCCGCAGGCAAGUUACGCGGACAUAGCUCGUAUGGCGACUAUCAACAUGACGCAUAGUUCGGUGUUGAAUAUGUCUUCGAUUGUUCCGAGCAUGUUGAACACAUCCACGUGGCCUAGCGUACCACCGAAAACACCUUCGGAACCGGACAAAAUCCCGCAAGAUUAUUAUCCCAGUCUAGACGAAUUACAGCACUCUGACAGAAAAGCGAAACAACAUAAUUUUACACACACGAAUCACAUUUUGAAUCUUGGUUUCGAGAAACCACCUUCGCCGACUUUGUCCUCGAAGAUGAAGAAUUCAUCGGAGAGAAAAAAGGCGGAAGCUCAAAAGGAGGCUAUCAAUAAAAAUAUCCAGGUUAUCAAAUAUGUGCAGGACAUUGAAAAAAUGCAUCAAAGGCUGAUGCAACAGGAACAGAAACACGUGAAUUCUAUUAAUCACAGUGUGAAUUCGAACGAAACUCCAGCGAUGAAUCCGAUGCCAUCGAAGCUCAAUAAUACAGUGACAAAUUGUACUUCGGACACUGAUAAUAAUCCUAAUUGCAAUAUUGUCAACAGUAAAGAUUCGAUUGCAAAUACAAAGUGUAAUAAUACACGGUCGCGUCGGGGUUACGUUCAAGGCAGUCAAAAUGUACAAAUUCCAGCAUCGUACGAAGAUCAGCAUUUCAAGAAACCUGGAUAUUUACCUCACGAUGAAAAUACGAAAAAAUUGCACAACACCGAAGCAUUCAGUACGGAUCCCGAAAAUAAAAAUAAUCCAGGAACAAGAUCUUGCGACGACGCCGAAACACCAAAAGCCAAUGUUCAAAGUAAUCCGAAAUCGGUACAAGAAGCGCCGCCGAAUGUCGAUUCGGAUGCUACCAAAUUAGUUCAGAACGAGAAACCAACGAAAAUAGCGAAAGAACAAGAUGUCGCCACGAAACACGAGUCGAUCAAGUCGGGAAAUACGUAUUCUGUAAAUUCAAAACAAGAACAACAAGAAGACGCCGAAUGUAAGAAAGCUAAACAGCACGGUACAACAUCAGACAAAGAUCAGUCGCAGAAAACGGAGCCCCAGACAUCCAAUAAACAAAAAACCUCGAGACCCGCGGUAAUAUUAUUGGACGAAACUUCGUCCAACGUCACUAAAAACAGUGACUUGCCAACGGAACUCAGGUUUGGUUUUGAGAUCAACGAACAACUUUUAUUAUCCGAAGAUUCUGCCACAGAAGAGACCUCUACUGCCAGUUCUGUUUUUCCAUCUGUAGUUCCGUCGCUAAUGAAUAAACCACCUUCCACUUUCGACAGAUAUCCGCCGAUAUUCGAAAAGCACAUGAGAUGCGACAAAUUUACACCCAAUUUCAUGCAACCGCCAAACGCUCAUGUGACGCAACAGCCUAUGCAUCCUGUGAUAGUGCAACGGUUACCGUACAUGAGCUAUCCGCCAAGAUUUCCUCCGCCAACGUGUUUACCACCACCGCCACCUACACCUCCUCCGGGAAUCAUGGAAAAAUAUCAACCUAAAGUAGAUUUUUCUAUGCUUUAUGUGGCUCCUGAGGAAGAUGUUAACAUACAGACGUACAAUCAUGAUAAAAUCGUCUCAUUUGUCGGCUUAGCAUGGGACGCUGUUAUGAGGGAAAUGCCAGUAACUGCAAGUGGUCGUAUACAAUUCUACAGUGGUCAGUGAAACGGGCACUAAGAGGAUAAGGUAAAUAACACACCAAUGUUUUUGUAUCGCAAGAUUGCAUCCAUCACGAGUUAUCUAUUAUAAAACACAAACAGCCAGAAGAGUCUGUUUUACUAAUGCAAAACCGAAUAAGUAUCCGAAUCUAAAGAAAAAAAUGAUCGAACUUUUAUUACCGAUCACGAUGAAACAAGCUGUACUAAUUCUCAAGUAAAAUCAUCAGUGAUAAUUCCGUAAAGUUGCACGGCGUAAAAUAUUUACUCUGAAAGAUAAUGUAUAUAAUAGUCAAUCACCAGACAAAGACAAAGUUUAUUGUAUGUUCCGUUGUUGUACAUACAUUAAAGUUACAAAUACCUUUGAAAAGGUUGUGACGAACAUCAAAGUUUCAGUAUUGUCGUUUGAUGCAAUAUUCGACUGAAUAUCAUGACUAAUAAACACAUGAAACUUUAUUUCGCUUCAUUGAAAAACGAAAACAAAAUUUUCUUGUAAAAUGUGAAAGUCAUAUAUAUCUGAAGAAAUACCUCUUAUAAAUUUUGGAGAACGUCUAUCGAAUCUAUACGAAAGUGUGUGAUUUUGAAAAGGAAAAAAAAAAGAAAAUUACAAAAACUUAUCGAAGGAGAGGGUUCGAAGUAGCUAAAAAAAACAAGAAUGCCAUGAAGCAGAUUUUUCAAGAACUGCGUGUGCUGUGACAGUGGUUUAUGCUGAUGCCUUUAAAAUAACAGAAUACACCUUAGACCAUUGUAAUAAAGUCUACGAAUAGUUGAAUCAAGCCUGUUAUGUUAACUAUGCCAAAUUGAGAUCGUCCGUCAAAAAAAUAUUGCUAAACUAUUAACAACGAUGACCUUAAGGCAACAACUUGACACAAGGAUCAUCGCAACAGUUAGUGGAGUCUUCGUUGAAACUUUAGGAAACUCGAAAUGAAAAAUAGUGGUUGCUAGAUUAAACGUACUUUAUUUAAGACAGCAUAAAGGAACGCGAAGGAAGCGAUAAAGAUGUGUGUGAAGUGUAACAAAAUAUGGUGAAUGUAAGUGUGACAUCGAACACGUGUAAAAUAUUAAAAAAUAGUGUGAUUGACUUAAUGACUUUAUGGAGUGGUUACUUCUUCCAGCUGCGACAGAUAAUAGUUUAAGGGAUUAAGAGGGGGGAGGAAAGAAAGAAUCAUAAACUGGUUUUUGCAAAUAUUGCGCUCAAGGUCAUGAACUGGAUGGGGGACAGCGAGAAAGAGUGCGAAUGUGUCGAAAAUCGCUAAAUUUUUACACAGACUCGCUUAUUUGAUGAAAAAAAAUUAAUUAUUAAUUAUUGAUAACGAUAAUUAUAAUAAAAUACUUGCUUGUGAUCAUAAAGUAUGAUAGCGUGGAUGCAUGUAGUUCGUGUAGAUAUUCUUCUACUAGCCGAUGUCCAAAUUUCGUUUUAAACUUCCGUUUGAAUUUUUAAUGAAACUGUGUUUAUCUCCUAAAUUGAGCGGACAAAAAAUAAAAAAUAAUAACUAAUACUGUUUGUGGUUGGUAUAGUAAAACAAAAAAAAAAAUAAUAUGAAACUUAUACGAGUAGCUAAUCAAAAAAGAGACAGAUUUAAUUGUAUUGUAUUACAUCACACGGUGAUAAAGCAACAGUGAUUUUAUGUUUCUCUUAAGUGGAUGGCAUUUCUUCGGGGUAUCUUCGCUCGAUACGCGAACAAAAUAACUAUUCAAAAGUCGGGUGCUCCAUCGCCUUAAUGUAGCGGAAUGCAGCGUCAGCCUGGUAGUGCCAUUGACUGGUUCAAAUGGUCAAGUACUAAAGAUUUUGCAAAAAAAAACUGUAACGCGAAAGAUCUUGAAGGAAAUAGAACUAUAAAAUUGUGUAUUAUAGCAAAAGCAUCGAGAGUGGCAGUUAUACCGAAACAAUAUCAUGUAUACAAAAUACACGAUUUAAUCGUUUUCUUUUUCUUAACGACUAACACGAAAACAAGAUAGAGAUCUUAACGCGCAAGGCGACAACAUAUUAUAUGUGUUCGUUUUUUUGAAUUCGUGAAUUCGCGAGAGCAAAAUCAAUUAGCGAUCAACAAAUUCGGAACCAUCUAUUGUAAACGGAAUAGCAAUCUUUCUAUUUGAAAUUUUUGAAACGUUUUUAAACGUGAAUAAAGAAAACACGCUUAUAUUUUGUUCUAACGGCAGGCUAUUUGCAUUUAUCUACGAAACCCCUUUGUAGCCUGUAUUGUACCAUAAAAAUGUAUGUUUCUCGCAAAGGGCACAAAAUCCUAAUUGGACGCAUGGAGUUUUUACAUCGGUUGAUUGAUCAAAGCGCAUCGUUCCUGCACAUAUCGUUCUCAGCUAUUGAUCCAAUGAUUUAGAUUCGGUCGAACUGUUGAAAUGUCACUGAUGUAAAUUAAUUAUAUUUUCUUUUUUUUUUUUUCUUUUCAUUUAAGUAGUUAACAUUGUUCCCUGCCUUGAAUCGUUACUUGUGCAUACGUGACGCGACAAAUGCAACAACAUAUCGACAGCAACUAUUCAUGAGUCAAUGCAUGAAGGAGCUCUAUAAUUUCAUUGUUAAUUCGCUUGAAAACCAUCGCAUAAAAGGAAAAAAAAAAAAACCGAGAUAAUUGUGCUUGUUAUGUAAUUAUUGUAAUCGCGAUGAGUUAUGUUUAAACAUUUCUGAGAGUCUGUUAGUUUUGUUGGAUUCGCGAGAUCACGCACGAUCGUAAGGACGUACCAGAAAUGUUUAGAUUAUAGUCAUCGACGAUCAUCCGGGAGUAAGACCCCGAAUUAUCGGCGCGGGCGUGUUGCUAGUGUUCAAAAAAAAGCGCAAAAAAAUAAAUAAAUAAACAAAUAAAAGCAAAAAAAAGCGAGAAACGAAGGGUAAUAACAGUUGAGAGAGAAAAGUGUCCGACGAUCUCAGUGUUAGCCUUGUAUCACUGUACAAUUUGUUAUUCAAUGUAAGACAGUUCUUUUGUGCUGUAUAUACAUAUAUUAAUAACUAUUAUUAAUUAAUGAUUAACAAUUACAGUGAAGCUAUUCGAUUAACUAUUAUUGUACCGCUAUUAUUACUAAAUAACGAUUAUACAGAGAAUGCAGAAGCUAUCGCGAGUGAUUGUGCGUGUAAAAAGAUGAGAUAAGCGAAUAUUUUGCGUGUAUGGUAAAAAGACUGUGGCUGCCCGGCUGAAAGCAAAAGCAAAACAAAACGAAAAAAAUGAAAAACACAAAAAACAUAAAUGAACAACGGUGAGAGAAUGUUGUUGCCAAAGUUUUCCCCGUUCGUGGGUAUAAAAAGCACAGUAUAAAGUAAUAUUCGUGUUUCUUUUUAUUUUGCUUAUUUUCGUGCGACGGAAUUGACUGAACGUCAAUCGAGUAUUCUGUAAAAUUGAAAUUAAUAGUGAUUUUCGAAAAUAAGUUUAUUAUUUAUAUAUAUUUUCUUUUCUUUUUUAUAUAUAUAUAUAUAUAUAUAUAUAUUUAAAGUAUCGUAUUUGUUCGAUUAGCGAUUAAUAUCAGAGUAGAUUUGAAAAAGGGGGAAAAAAAAGAAAAAAUAGCAUUGUGAUAACACGCGUAUAUUGAAUGUUGUUUUCGGUGAGCCGAGAGGCCAGGAAAAAAAAACAAAAAUACCUUCGAAUAUUACUUGCAUACUGAAUUCGCCGGUGAUACGUAUUCAGACGAUAAAUCGCUGCGCCGUACGUAUGUUUAUAGCGUUUAAAAAAAAAAAAAGAAAAAAGAAAAAAAAAAGUACCGAAAUGGAGCGACGAAGAGGCGGGAAAAGAGAGUAUAGUUGCGAACCGAAACCUCGAUUUAUUCUCAGGAUGCGUAAACACAGCGGCCAUCGCUUACUAUUUUGUUACUAAUAAUACUGAGAACCUCAGAUUCAUGCAAUGUUCUGUCACGGACCAUGGAUAAUAAAAAAAAAGAAGAGCCACUUGUCACGGAGCGUGUAAAAGAGGAAAUGGAAAGCAAUAGGGAAACGAGAGGAAGAAUGAAUGUGUUGUAAGAUAGGGAGC
Molecule: messenger RNA, 7974 nt
Organism: Colletes gigas
Lineage: Eukaryota; Metazoa; Arthropoda; Insecta; Hymenoptera; Colletidae
Gene: tyf
Product: dentin sialophosphoprotein
Exons: 9
Coding region: 30-4016 (1328 amino acids)
Source: RefSeq, a predicted model, not a curated record